Molecule: messenger RNA, 726 nt
Organism: Cladocopium goreaui
Lineage: Eukaryota; Dinophyceae; Suessiales; Symbiodiniaceae
Source: the annotation of a GenBank genome assembly
CUUGUAGAUCUUGUAGAUCUUGGAGCUGAAGAUUCUGAUUGGGAUGAAUCUCAGUCAACCUCGAGCCACCAGCCAUUCGCAUCUGCCGCGUUGGCGUUGCAUCACGUUGCAUCAUGGCUCAAGGGCUUUCGCGCUGGCCCAUUGGGCAAGGCCAAAAGGAGCCAUGCGCUUGGCGCUUGGCAUCCUGUGCUUGCUGCAGGUGGCCAAGGCCUUUGUGAGCCCUGGGCUGACAGGAAGCCUGGCAAAGGAGCGCGUGGCGUUGCGCGCGCACAGCUUUGAAGCUCAACAAGAGCAGUCCCGCGGCACUUCAGGGGUUGCCUGGGCCACAUGCGUCGCAGUGGGCAUGGUGGCUAUGCGAUUGACAUCCUCUGCCCGCCGGGACAGCGUCGUGUCGAUGGCAGCCCACCGGAAGCCAACGAAGAAGGGCCGGAAAUUGGUGGUCUUGGAGUGCUCUGAGCAGAGACAAAUGGUGCGAGAUGGUGUUCCCGGAGCAGGUGGUCCUCGUGGUGGUGUGAGCCGCUACUACACCGAGAAGAACGUGCGCAACACGCCCGAACUGCUCAAGCUGCGGAAGUUCAACAAGUACCUGGGACGCCACACCCUGCACGUGGAGCUCAAGUGAGAGUUGGCGCGGCCAGUUCUGCUCAAACAAUCGGCAUGCGCUGUCUCCUCUCCUGGUUUCGGUCUUGCAAUUCUCGGGUUCUACAUGUUUCAUGUGACAAUUUC